Closterium sp. NIES-65 is the source of this 13170-nucleotide messenger RNA. The record is from the annotation of a GenBank genome assembly. NCBI's taxonomy places the organism in Eukaryota, Viridiplantae, Streptophyta, Zygnematophyceae, Desmidiales, Closteriaceae.
GUGUUAGUGCUGGACGAUGACUGCACGCUCGUCACUCGCUCCGCGGUGAACCUGCGUGCUGGCCUUCGCACUGCAAGGAAACACCGCCGGCCACACAGGCAGCAGCAGGAGCAGGCGGAGGAGCAGGAAGAGCAACAGCAGGAGGAGAAUGGGGAGGCAGAGGAGGAGGACGAGGAGGAGGAGGAGAAGGGUGAUGGUGAAGCAGAAGGGGAUGGGCCUGGCAAAGUAGUUGUUCCAGAAACAGAUGUGGUUAUAAAGAGGAUGUGCUGGUUGCCCCUUGCAGGAGGCCCGUUUCUGGAGGCAUGCCUGCUCGUGGCUACCCCCGCAGCAGCUCUCCUGUUUGCAGUGGCUGUGGGGUAUGAUGCCCAGCUAGUUGCCACCUUCCACCUCCCAUCAAGCCCACUCCCACCCAAUCAUCCCUUCCCUUCCCUUCCCUUCCCUUCCUCCCUGACUCUCUUUUCUUGCUACAGGCUUGCUCGUCUGCUCGUGGCGACCCCUUCAGCGGCGCUCCUGUUUGCAGUGGCUGUGGGGUAUGAUGCUCAGCUGGUUGCCACUUUCCAGCUCCCUGCGAGCCAACCUUCAGGAGGAGGAGCGUCAUAUGCGCAGCAGGAAAAGGAGGGGGAUAGGGAAGAGGGAGAGGAGGAGGGGGAGGGGGUGGGAGUCGGGAAGGCUGCACUGUACUACGCAACCAUAGACGAUAGGAAAUCAGCUAAUGAGGAGGAUGAAGACGACAACCAGGAGGACGAGGAUGAGGACGAGGAUGAUUACGAUGAUGCGGAGAAUGGAUUUGAUCUGUUCCUGUUCAUGCCAUGUCAGCACGUCACGUUGCGCCACCUGUCACUCCGGCCAUCAGGCUCGGACCUACCCUGGCAGCAUCAGGCUCGGGCCGGUCUUUCCUCUCUUGAUGCUUCAGAAGAGACUGGGAAGAGAGAAGCAGAUGGAGGAGGAGGAACAGGAGAAGGAGGAGGAGGAGGAAGCAGUGUAGCUUUGGGUGAGGGCGGAGGGGUUGUGGGAAGGAGGGGAGGAAGGUUCCUGUGCCCGGUGGCAACGCAUGAGGGGUUUCUUGCCUCUCCUGAUGGCUGUCGCCUCUUCUUUGCUCGCCUCACGCUCUCUGGACAGGCAAUAUCGCUGCUGCGGGAGAUCACCAUCAACAACCAGGGACCACUCGCACCACCUGCAGCGGCUGGGCAUCAGGCUGGUAACCCGGUUGGUGGUAACCAGGUUGGUGGUAACCAGGUUGGUGGUGACUACCCUGAAGUGCGGUUCUCAGUGCAAGGCGUGAGAGGGAGCAGGAGUGGCGGAGGUGGGGGGAGUGGUGGGAGCAGCGGCAGCAGAAGCGGGAGUGGGAGUGGGAGUGGGAGUGGUAGUGCUGGUGGUGGUGGGAGGAGUGCUGGUGGUGCUUCAGGGUCUGCUGCUGACGUGGCAGGGAUGAGUGACAUGGACAGUGAAACUGUGCUGCAUAAUCUCAUGGCUGAGGACGGCUUCCUGGAAGCUUCCUCCUCAAAAGGUUUCAAGAUCACCAUCACCAACACCAACUCCAGCCUUCUCCUUGUGGGAAUCCGCGUCCUAGUGGGAAUCUCUCCCUCCUCGCACACCCCCUCCUCCCUCUCUCUCUUCCACCGCUCCCUCCCCCUCGACCGCUCCUCCCGCCGCUGGUACGACCUCCCCUUCACUUCCGCCGAAUCCCUGCUGGCAGACCGCCACGUCAGCAUCCACGUGGGCCCUGCUUUUGGGGGGAAUGCGCGGGCCAGGGUGGAUGGUUUGGAGGUGUAUGGGCGGCGGAAGGAGGAAUUUGGGUGGGGGAGGGUGAAGGGGAAGGUGUUGGGGUGGUGGCAGGAGUGGAAAAGGGUCGUGGAGGAGGAGGGGAGGAGGGCGAGGGAGAGGGAGAGGGAGGUGGAGGAGGGAAGGGAGAGGAAAGGGAAGGAGGGGGAGAGGAGGGAGGGGGAGGGGGUGGAGAGGGGGAGGGAGAGCGGGGAGGAGAGGGGAGAUGGAGGGGAGGGUUUGUGUGUGGAGGAGGAGAGAGAGGAGCGAGUGGUUGGGGAUGCUUUGGCAGUGCUGACUGGGCUUUUGAGUGGUGGUGCUGGGGAGGGCUGGCAGCAGGGAGAGCAGCACGCAAUGCAGGAGUCAGAGCGACAGGCAGAACAGCAGGCAGAAGAUGGACAGAAGGGAGAGAAGGAGGAGCAGGUGGAGGGGCAGGAAGGGAAGGUGGAUCUGGGGAAGGUGCAGCUGCUGGGGGAGGAUCUGCUGAGGGAGCUACUCCAGGAGGUGUUGAGAGGAGGCCCGGAGGAGGAGGAGAAGGAGGAAGAGAGGCUGGGCAGUCUCGUGAAAGGUGGUGGUGGUGGUGGUGGUGGUGGUGGUGGUGGUGGUGGUGGUGGUGGUGGUGGUGGUGGUGGUGGUGGUGGUGGUGGUGGUGGUGGUGGUGGUGGUGGUGGUGGUGGUGGUGGUGGUGGUGGUGGUGGUGGUGGUGGUGGUGGUGGUGGUGGUGGUGGUGGUGGUGGUGGUGGUGGUGGUGGUGGUGGUGGUGAUUUAGGGUUCUCCCGUGGUGGUGCUGUGGGAGAGGGGUCCAUGGCGGAGUUGCUGCUGGGCUUGUGCCGCUCGCUGCAUCCAUCGCAGUCAAAAUUUGUUCAGGUAUUCCGUCGAACUCUGUUUUGUCUUGUGAAAGGUGGUGGUGGUGGUGCUGUGGGAGGAGGGUCCAUGGCAGAGUUGCUGCUGGGCUUGUGCCGAUCGCUGCGUCCGUCCCAGGCUGAUUUCGUCCAGGCCUGCGACUCAACAGAGCUGUCUCUCGCCUUGAAGACACAGCCCAACCAUCGGGCAUGUGCUCUCCAGAGGCACAUGGACGCCAUGGCGCACAUUGCACUGCUGCGACCCUCCAGUGCCUGCGACUCAACAGAGCUGUCUCUCGCCUUGAAGGCACAGCCCAACCAGCGAGCCUAUGCACUCCAGAGGCACAUGGACGCUUUGGCGCACAUCGCACUGCUGCGACCCUCCAGCCUCCGCCACUUCCUCUCCGCCGCACCCACUACAGGCGCUUCAAGCGUCGCUCCCCUAGAAGACCUGCAUAACCGCCUUCUCUCGGUGCUUCAGGCUCCGGACGAGAGUGCUGCAGAUGGGACAGCAGAGAGGGGCGAUGACAAGGGUGCAGGCAGCAAGGGGAUGGGUGGCAAAGAUACAGGUGGCAAGGGGGUGGGGGAAACGGAUGCAGAUGGGAAGGGUGUGGGGGGGAAAGGAAAGGAUGGUGGAGAUGGCAAGGGGAUGGAGGGAACGGAUGCAAGUUGCAAGGAGGGGGCUGGUCGGGUUUCUGAAGGGGUGAAGCAAGCGCUGGUGGCCUCAUACGGGCGUGCUGAUGGUGCUGCUCUUGGUGCUACAGCUGGAACUGCUGGUUUUGGGUCGUAUGUGGAGAGUGGGGUGGUGGAGGGGGAGGGCUCAGCAGAAGACAUGGAUAUAGACCAAACAGACAUGACUCAACACAUCAAUCAAAACUUUGGGCAUCAUGAGUUCGAUCAGAACAUAGACCCGCAGCUGUCGGUGGUGCAUUUCUGCUGUGAUUCCUGCGGCGUGUGCCCCAUUCAGGACGUGCGAUGGCACUGCCUCGUGUGUGACGACUUUGACCUCUGUCACGAGUGCCACCAGGCCGUUUCCGCUGCCGCUGCUUCUGGUGGCUCCUCUGCUGCUGGUGCUGCAGCUGCUGCUGCUGCUGGUGCUGGUGCUGGUGCUGGUUCUGCUGCGUCUCUCUUCCCCUUGAGCUCUCACAGCAUCUCACACCCCAUGGUCUCCAUUCCCAUCGAUCCUGCAGUGGAUGGCAUGGGGGAGGAAGGAGGAGUGGAAGGGCUUAUGGAUAGGCUUGGGUAUGGGUUUGGUGGGGAGUCUGGUGAGGAUGGUAAUGCUGGUGAGGAUGGUACCACUGGUGAGUAUGGUACUGGGUUGGAUCCUGGUGGGUCAAUCGGUGGCUCAGGGAUUGGGGAACCAGGGGUAGAGGCACAUAGUGAGAUGGAACAGCAGGGGCAGGAGCAGGAGCAGCAGGGGGCCGAUGGGACUGAUGGGACGGACAAGAGGGAAAGCACAGGGAAUAUGGUGAAGGAUGGAGAGGAGGAGGAGGAGGAGAAAACGAAGCAGGAGAAGGCGAGGUGGGAGGAAGUGAGGAUGCAUAUGAACCACGUGGGACGGGAGGUGCUGCAGCAGCUGCUCUCCUCCUUCUCCCCUGGAUGGUCCCUCCCGCCCCAACCCACUCUCACCCCCCCCUCCUCUGAUACUUUCUGCCCUCGCUCCCCUCCCAUGCCACUGCUGCAGCUGCUCUUGCGCGUAACAGGAGCAGGGGCAGCAGGGGUGGGGCCUAUGGGGGUUGCUAUGCCAAGUGUAGGUUCUAUUGAGAAGAAGGAGAGGAAGGAGAAGAACGGAGGGGCAAGGAAGAGGAAGGAGAAGGAAACGGGUGACCUGGAAUCGCCUGGAGCCCAGCUGCUGACGUGGACGCUGACGUGGCUGGUUGAUGAGCUGGAGCACGGCUGGCGCCAGUUGUCCGGAGCGAGGGAAGGGCGUGUGGAUGCAGGUGCUGGUGGUGUUAGUGCUGACAUGGCAGCUUUGACCUGCCUCUUGGAGUUCCUUGUGCUGCUCUUCCGUACCUUGCAGUACCGUUUACAACCGCAGCAGCGGCAGCAGCAGGAGCGGGAGCAACAACAGCAACAUGGUUCCAAGUUCGGGUUACACCUCCUUCUCAGCCACUCUUCAUGCUCCGCUGCCACCAGGCUCCUCGCCCUCCUCCACUCCAUUGUUUCCUCCUGCCACCCACACGCCCCACUCACCGACACAUCUAGUUCCACCGAGACUAACCCCUCUGGGGUUAGAGGGAAGGGGAGAGAGGAGCUGCUGCAGUGGGCGCUGUGCCUUUCUGCUGAGGUGGCACCCGUAUGCCUCACAGAGAAAGGUGUACCGAGUGAGAAGGAAUUUCUGAGCGAGAAGGGAUUUGAGUCGGCUUGGCAGCCACUGCUGUGUGCGUACCUGCAGAGAGCUGCUUUAGAGGGAGUCCUGGCUCAGCCCAAAGAGCAGGAGCGGACCAAAGAGGGGGCGGUUAUAGCCCAGGUAGAUUUGGGCCAGUUUGGAGCGGUUGAGAGUGGUGGGAGUGGUGGUGGAGGGGGUGGUGAUGGUAGGAAGGCGGGGGAGGAGGGAGGGGGUGGAGCGGGAGGGAUGGGAGGGAGACAAGGGAAGUAUGUGCGGCAACUGUUGCUGCUGUCCUGUGGGGGUAAUGAGAGGGAGUGUGCGAGGAUGCAGCGUGUGUGUAAGCUUGCUGCAUACAUGCAUGGUCUUCGCUCCACUCUCCUCCGUUUCCUCGCUCUUCCUCCCUCCUCUCUUCACCUCCCAUCUCUCUCCUCUUCCCAGCUCCCAUCCCCCUCCUCUCCCCACCUCCCAUCCCCCAUCCCUCCACCUCUCCCCUACUCCAUCAAAGUCCAAUCCCUCCUCCUCCUCAACGCCACCCUCCACGUGGCGCAAUCUCAGCCGUCCACGUGGCGCUGGUACUGUGCAGGCAAGGACACGUCAGCACUACAGCUGCUGGCGGCUGUAGCAGCCGUUACAUCCUCCCCCCGCUGGGCGGCAGAGGAUGAGCCUCUUGCUGUGUGCACGCUACAGCUGGUGGCUCUUGCGUUUGACUGUGAUAGCAGCGGUAAAAGCAGCAGCAGCAGCAGCAGUAGCAAGAAAAGAAAGGGGUUUGGUGCGGUUGAUAUGGGUGCACAAGCAGCUACUCUGUUUGGCAUCUCAUUGGAUUCCCAGCAGCAGACACAGGAGCAACAGGGGCAGCGGCAGCAAGAGCAGGGGAAGGCGCAGGGACAGCAGGCAGAGAGGGGCGGCAGCAGCAGGGAUGGCGCGGCUACUGGCAUUGUUCAGUUCAUCGCCUCCUUUGUGCUCUUUGCUGCCUCUGCCAGGCUGCGAUCCCAGGGCUGCAUGGUCAUGCAGGGAGUGUGGAAACAUGCCUCUCCAUCUCUCCGCCACUCCAUCCUCUACUCCCUCCUGUCCAUCCUCCCCCACACCCCUUGUCUCGGCUCCCACGCCCUCAGCUUCUCCCGCCUCCUCCUCUCGCUCCUCGCUGACCUGGCGUCCAGUCAGCAGCCAGCUGGCACCGCUGACGUGGCAGCACGAGCAGCAGCCGUGCUGCUGACGCAGCUGGCGCAGCAGAGUCAAGCGGUGGCCAACCAUCCGAGCGCAUCACUCAACUCUGCCUUGCAUAGACUCCUGGGCCCUGAGAGCGACGGAACAAUUGCUGCUGCUGCUGCUGCUGCUGGUACUGGUGGUGGGGGCAGUGGUGGGGGUAGUAGUGGUGCUGGCAGUGGCGGUAGGUCAGGUGCAGCAGGAACAGGAGCAGCAGGAGGAGCAGGAGCAGGAGCAGGAGGAGGGGGAAAAGGAGGAGGAGGAGGCAGGGGGUCGGUGUGGGGAAAGGCAGAUGGGGAGCUGUGUGCGGUGUGUGCGUAUCCCGAGGCGGUGUGGGGGAGUGUGAGGAUGGAGAGUGUGCGGCAGGAGGUGCGCUUCUCCGACUGCCGCAUCUUUCUGCGCCUCACAGAGCCGCAUCUCAUCAAGGGGUUCACCAUGAUGGUGCACGAUUCAAGGAGGGGUCGCUCCGUGAAGGAUCUUCGCCUGCUGGGGAGCAACAGUGCCGCCUGCGACCUGCAGCAGAUCAAGACCGCUACAGACGAGCUCUGCCGCCCGAUCGCUCGCUGCCAGCUGGCGGCCGACCAGCCGGAGAUCCGCGUGGAGCUGCCUCUGCCCGUGGCGCUGCGCUUCGUCGUCGUGGAAUUUGCUUCCUUUCAUGAGAAUCACCCAUCGUCCUCGUCGUCGUCUCGCGAGUCGCUGCAGUGUCCGCGGUGUAACCGCGUGGUAACGAGCCGGCACGGCAUGUGCACGGUGUGCCAUGAGAACGCCUUUCAGUGCCGCCAGUGCCGCUCCAUCAACUAUGACAACCUCCACGCCUUCCUCUGCCCGCAAUGCGGCCACUGUAGGUACGGUCGGUUCGAUUUCGCGCUGCAAGCACACCCCUGCCCCUCCUCCAUAGACCCGAUCCUCUCCGAGGAAGCUUCCAAGAAGGUCGCUGCAGCAUUGGAGGCUGAGGCUGAGUCAGCAACUCGGCUCCGUCAGCAGCUGCAGGCUCUGCCCCGGCCAAUCGCGCGCCUCGUUUCGUCAAUCCUGGACGAUGAUGCAGCUGCUGACGCCCUCCUCCCCAUCCCAGCAGCCCCCUCCGCCCUCCUCUCUCUCUCCGCCAUCCCCACCAUCUUCUCCUCCUCUCUCCUCUCUGGGCCCUCCUCCUCCCGCUCUCGUGCACGCCACCUCUUGACCCGCCUCGCACUCACCUCCCCUGUCGCCUUGCACAAUCUACUGGAUCUAAUCGAAUCUAAGGUCUCUGCUGCAGUGGGCGGCUAUCUGCUUGCUGACGUGGCGCCAGCUGUCAAGGACCCGCUGCUGCUCCUUGCUGACCUGUCUUCGUCUCCAUCUGAGUCAGACUCGAGCUCGUCGGAAUCUGCCAUUUCAUCUCCUUCCAGGAAGCUUCUAUGUUUGCAACUGGCUACUCGUCUGUUCUUCCAGGCCUUCGCCACCACCCAUCUGCACCCCUCUGUAUCGGACCAUGUGCUGCUGCCCACCCUCCGUAUAGUCACCUCCUCUUGCAAGCACGCUGCUGUAGAGGGGCCAGAGAGGCAGACUGAGGCGACUUCUCAGACUGAAGGAGAUUCGUUACGGAGUGGGGACGGAAUAUCAGGGAGUGCAAAUAGCAGUAGCAGUGGUACCAGUGGUACUGCUUCAGAGGUUGACCCUAAGCCGCCCGCAAUCUGCAAGUUUGCCGCCCGCUGGCGUAAUCGGACGCGGGAGCGGAGCGCUCUGGAUGGCAGGCUUCGGCUGCUAGUGCGCUCUCUCGGCAGCUGGUGUUUCGGCAGCAAGCAUCUCUUCGCCCAGCCUGGAAAAGAUCACCUCACUGCAGAUUUGAUCGCCAGCUGUCGCUCGCCGCCCGGUCUCCGAUCAGAGAUCUGCGAUCUGCUCGAGUUGCUGGCAGGGGUGGCCCCUCGAUACAAUCACGCUUUCCGUCCCUAUUCAUACUCAUCAGCAGCCCAGGAAAGCCUCUCCCCCCUCCGACCCCCCCCGGGCACGGCUGCUCGUGCUCUCUCUUCCUCCUAUUCCUCUCGUCCUGCUUCCAUCCGUUCCUCCUCUCACCAACCCUCGGUAGACCAGCCGAGCGUACAGCAUUCGUCUCUGCUCUUCCUAGCAGCCCGAGGCCUCCUCCCUGCCCUCACCUCCUUCAUCUCUCACUCCGUUUCCCACCUGCAAGCACAAGAAUCCCGAGCCAUGGCCCCGCUCCUUGCUCUCUCCUCCUUCUCCUUCUCACUCUCGCCUUUUGCUGCCUCCUCGGCUGCCGCUGCUGCCCCUGCUGCCUCUGCCUCGGCGGCGUAUCCCAUCCUGCAAGCCAUUCGGCUGCUGCAGCAGGCCCUGCAGCAUUCCAAGCUGCUGGGCCUCUUCUUUCAACCAGCUCGCGGGAGCAGCAGCAGGAUUGCUGGCGCCAAUACCAGCCAAAGCACCAGCAGCAGCAGCAGCAGCAGCAGCAGCAGCUUUAGCAGGUGUUUGGUGCAGGCAGUGCGAGCAUUGGUAGGGCUGCAGGGAUUGGUGGUGACGAGAACCCAACUGGUGGUGGAGUGUCAGCAGCAGCUCUCUCUGCUGCUGCAGGGACUCGUGACAGAAGCCGAAGGGGAGAGAGCGGAAGGGAUGGGGCGUGAGGAGGGGUGUGAGACGAGCGAUGGGAGGAGGAGAGCGUUUGUGGCGGCAUGUGUGGAGGUGCUGGGGGAAUUGGUGCUGGCGGAGGAAGGGGCGGUGCAAGAUGCUGCUCUCCAUCUCUGCAACACCAUCGGCCCCACACGCCCCGAGCCCGAAUACGAGACACUGCCCAUCAAGGCAGUGACACUCACAAUGCACCCCACCUGCUGUCUUCCUCUUCUCCUUCUUCCCCUUCCCUCCCGUGCCUUCGUGUCCCUUCUCCAGUUCCUUCUCCGCCAUCUCUGCAGCAUUAUCUGCCCCACACUCCCUGAGCCCGAGUACGAGAUGCUACUUAUCAAGGCGGCCCUCCCUCUCAACCCACACCUCCCCUACCCCCUCCUCCUCUCGCCUCACUCUCCCCCACCUUCCCCCCCCCCCCCCUCAUUCACCCCCCCUUCCCCUCCCUUCCAGUUCCUUCUCCAGCAUCUCUGCAACACCAUCUGCCCCACACGCCCCGAGCCCGAGUACGAGAUGCUACUCAUCAAGGCAGCGACACAGGAGGAGUUCCUCCCAGGGCGCCUGCAGCACAACCCCUACUCCUCCAAGCAGCCCGAGUACGAGAUGCUGCUCAUCAAGGCAGCGACACAGGAGGAGUUCCUCCCAGGGCGCCUGCAGCACAACCCCUACUCCUCCAAGCAGGAACUGGAGCUGCACGGGCUGAUGGACGACGACUAUGGCAUGUCGCUGCUGGUGGGGUUGCUGUUUUCUGUUGGCACUGACAGAGCGUUCCAGGUCGGCCCUCUAAUGAGAGACGUCAAGAAUCUCAUUUGUAAGGAGCUGGAGCUGCACGGGCUGAUGGACGAUGAUUAUGGCAUGGAGCUGCUGGUUGAAGGGCAGAUCUGCUCCCUGGGGCUGUCUGUGCGGGCCGUGUACGAACAAGUGUGGAAGCAGAGAGGAGCCAUGAGUGUUAUUUUCAGACUGCAGGGCUUGGAUGGAGAGGCGACAGAGCCGAUAGUGAAGGAGCUGGAGGAGGGAGGGGAGGAAGCCACUGACCCUGAAAAGGAGUUCGCUGCUGCUGCUGCCCUGGUGCCUGUCAGUCGUGCUGCUUCUGCUCUUCGUGCCUAUAAUGUACUUCACACAAGGAGACUUGUGGGGGGUGAAACAGAGGAUAGGGCUGCAGCAGGAAAAGAGAGGGAGGAGGGGGGUGAGGAGGGAGGUGAAAUGGGCAGCCCAGACGGUUUGCUGCUGCUGCUGAGGCUGUUAGAGGAGGUGGCAGAUGAGGAGUUAGCGAGUGGGGAGGAUGACGUGGCAGACCUCCUGAAGCUGCUGCACACCGCGUGCCUGCUGCGGACCAAUCGCGUGCAUCUGCUGCGCUCCCACGCGCUGCCACGUCUGCUCGACCGCGCCACUCGUGCAGCUCUGUAUGCGCACGGCGUUGCCACGUCAGCGCUGGGAGGAGGCUCGGCGGCAGGCUCUGCCGGGGCGGCGGGUGGUGCGGCAGCCUCCCAAGCCUCGCUGGCAGGUUCGGCGGAAGCUGCAGCUGACACCUUGCUUCGGAUUGUGGAUCUGCUGAUGGUGGAAGGUGGUGAGGGUGGCGGCAUGGGGGCCGAAAGAGGUGCGGGCACUGCAACAGCAGAGAAGGAAGAAUAUUGCCAGGAUGAGAAGGAUGAGAAGUAUGAAGGAUCGGGGCGGGGAGAAGAAGCAGUGAGAGUUUUCCUCGAGAAGCUUACUGCUGCAUCGCUCUCCCAGGCUGCUUCUGGGGUAGGCUUAUCUGGCCCAGGCGUGUUUACAGCAGGAGGAGCAGGGGGAGGUGGAGGAGGUGGAGGAGCAGGAGGAGGAGCAGGUGGAGGGAAGAAGAAGAAGAGGGAUUUUUCGGAGAGUGUGGCUCGGAUUUUGCCGUAUAUGACGUAUGGGGAGGGCAGGGCUAUGGGGGUUCUGGUGGAUCAUUUUUGCCCCCUGCUGCUGGAUUGGGCUGGGUUUGAUCGGUUGGUGGGGGAGUUGAGAGGGGUGGAGAAGGAUGGGGAUGGGUUGGAGAGUGUUACAGAAAGCGGGAGGGAGGAGAGUGAGGGUGGAGAGAAGAAAGAGGGGGGAAGAAGGGACGUGGAGGAGGAGAAGGAAGGGGGGAGUAGUGGAGGUGGGGAGACGGGGAGUGGAAAGGAGGGGGGUGAGGAGGAGAGUGAGGAGGAGAGGAGGAGGAAGGCAGUGCACUGGUGGCAGAUGGCGGGGCAUUUCGAGCGGCUGGUGGGAGCAAUCAGGCUGGACGGCAGUGGGCUGAGGCUGCGCGCUCUCAUCCUGGAGAGGGGGAUUCCGCAAGUCUCUGCUUUUGAAUUUGAGCUGCUGAUAACUCACACCCUCCCCUCCUUUGCAACUUGCGCUUCCCCUCUCUUCCCCACUCUCUCCCGCCCCUCCCCUCCCUGUCUCCUCCUUCCCCCAGCUGCUGUGCGCCAUCUGCUCGCGUCCUUCCCCCCCACCGCCCUCUGCCCCACCUCCGACCUCUCUGAUCUCCGCCCCCUCCCCGCCUGGCAACACGCGCUCGCCCUGCCCUCCCUGCCCCUGCUCCUGGGUCUGCUGCUCGGCCUGUGCCGCGGCCAUCCCCCCACACAACGAGUCCUGCUGGGCACCGGUGGGGGGAAGGGGGUGGCGGACGCUGGUGGUGGAGAGGAGGUGGAAACGGGUGGGGAGGAGGGGAGGGUGGGCGGGGAGAAGGUGGAGCAGGGUGCGGAAAACGGGGUGGUGGGGGCAGAGAAGGGGGUGUUACCACUGCUGCUGCUGCUGGAGGGGGUGGUGGGGUAUGAUGGGCUGGGAGCGAGGGCUGAAGCGCUGCUAGAGGUGCUGAGCGGUGGAGAGGAUUCGGGAGAGGUUGGCGAGCAAGGGGAGGGAGGGAAGGAGGAGGGGAGAGGAGAUGGGGUGGAUGAGGAGGUUCGGUUGGCAGUGGAGACUCUAAGGGCAGCAGCAAAGGAGAGGAGGAGAGAGAAGGCAAUGCGACGACGCAUGGAGCUGAUGAAGAGCAUGGGGGUUAAAUCCCAGCUGGCUCCUACUGGGAGCCACCGCAUCGUGCUGACAUCAGCAAAACCGUCAGUAUCUCGGGAAGGCGCAGCCAGUGCAGGCCCCACGUCCACUGUAGGUGCAGGCAGGUCGGGGGAUGAACUUGAGGAAGAGAAGGAGGUAGUGGAGGAGGAAAAGGAGAAGGGAGAAGAGGGAGAGGAGGGAGAAGAGGAGGAGGCUAGCGACGCAGAUGCCUCUGCUCUGCUCUCAUCUGCUUUCCCUUUCAAUGCACGAGAUCUACAGCUUCGCCGCCCCAUCGCGCUGCCUCCUGCAAUGCGUGCGCUGCGCUGCAUGGUGUGCCACGAGGGCUACCGCCUGCGUCCCAACGAGCUAAUUGGAGCCUACACCUUCUCCAGACGCUUCUCCGACCUCUCCACUUGGAGCCUGACAUCCACAGCAAGCAGGGUGGCAGUCCAUUGGUCUGUCUCCACAGUCUCUCACUUCAGCGCCAUCCACUUCUCCUGCUGCUCAUGUCCCUCUUUUCACCGUUCUCUUGCCUCUGUCCUUCCCUCCCACUUCCCACUUUCUUCCCCUCACAGCAUCCACGACAAGCAGGGUGGCCGUGAACUGGUCUAUCUCAACGGUCUCUCAUUUCAACACCAUCCACUUCUCCUGCCACGACCGGGCCAAGCGUGCCGAUUCCGCCCUCAAGCUGCCCAAGCGCGAGUGGGACGGCGCAGCCCUCAGGAACGGAGGAACCCUCUGCAAUGCCCUCUUCCCUCUGCGGGGCCCUCAGGUAACAAAGAGUUUAACUCUACUGUCCUUCUGCUAAGCGGAGGAAGCUAUUUUCCUAAGCUGCAGCUCGCCAAGUCUCACCUCUGCAAUGCCCUCUUCCCCCUGCGGGGCCCUCAGGUCUCCCCUGCAGUGUAUGCCCGCGGGCUGGUUUCCUGGUGGGAAAGCGUCCUCUCCCUGAGCCACGUGGACGGUUCUCGCUUCCUCGUGCUCCUCCUUACACGCACUUCCCUCCCCAUCCCUGCGUUCCCACCCCAACAGGUAUCCUCAGCAGUGUACGCCCGUGGGCUGGAUUCCUGGUGGGAGAGCGUUGCAAACCUCGGCCACGUGGACGGCUCUCGCUUCCUCGUCUUACUCCGGGACCUCCGCACGCUCGUCGCGCGCUUCGUGCUCGCAGCCAGCUUCAGCACUGACUGCCACGGGGGCGGGCGCGAGAGCAAUGCGCGCUUCCUCCCCUUCCAGCUGCACAUGCUGCUGCACCUCUCCUCCUCCGCCUCCUCUUCCCAGCGACACUCCCUCGACUCCUCCCUAUCUGCCCUGCUCGACCUUGCCUCUCACAACAGUCGCAGGGGGGAUGGGCGGCAGUGUGUGCGAUGCCAUGCUGGCAACUGUGCUGACGUGGCCCCUGCACAAGUGGCAGCGAUCGCGCCACCUGUUCCUGCUGCUGGCAGUGCAUGA